This is a messenger RNA of Umbelopsis ramanniana AG, 1416 nucleotides long. RefSeq lists its product as uncharacterized. NCBI's taxonomy places the organism in Eukaryota, Fungi, Mucoromycota, Umbelopsidomycetes, Umbelopsidales, Umbelopsidaceae. Gene Ontology annotation, molecular function: GTP binding; molecular adaptor activity; GTPase activity. The record is from RefSeq and is a predicted model, not a curated record. The transcript has 10 exons. The coding region runs from base 180 to 1193 and encodes 337 amino acids. Gene Ontology annotation, biological process: cytoskeleton-dependent cytokinesis. Gene Ontology annotation, cellular component: septin complex; cell division site; septin ring.
GUAAGGGCGCACUGAUCUGAACAGUCUCCCCUGCCAAAAAUUGUCCAAUCACACGCUGUGUAACACGCUGAAUUGGCAAGCUCCUCAUAUCCCCCUUCACACUCCGGUGUCUUGGUCCUUUUUCAAUUCGUUAGACGAUUGCAGAAACAUCUUUACCCGUAACUUCAUCUGAAUCUACAAUGUCUGCUCUUAACGGUUAUGUCGGUUUUGACACCAUCACCCAGCAAAUUGAAAAGAAGCUGUUGAAGCGUGGCUUCCAAUUCAACGUAAUGGUUGUUGGCCAAUCUGGCUUGGGAAAGUCCACCCUUGUCAACACUAUUUUCGCGUCCCACUUGAUUGAAAGCAAGGGCCGUGUUGCCUGCGACGAACCCCCAAGACAGACAACUGAAAUUGAGACUGUUGGUCAUAUCAUCGAGGAGAACGGCGUCCGAUUGAAGUUGAACAUCGUUGACACUCCUGGAUACGGUGAUCAGGUUAACAACGAGAACUGCUGGGAACCUAUCAUCAAGUAUAUCAAGGAUCAGCACUCUGCCUACUUGCGAAAGGAAUUGACUGCUACUCGUGAAAAGUACAUUCAAGAUUCCCGAAUCCAUUGCUGUUUGUUCUUCCUCACCCCCAGUGGUCAUGCUCUCAAGCCCAUCGACAUUGUCGUUUUGAAGAAGCUUUCUGAAGUUGUCAACGUUGUCCCCGUCAUUGCUAAGUCUGAUGCCUUGACUUUGGAGGAACGUGCUGCCUUCAAGAUGAGAAUUAAGCAAGAAUUGACCUUCCACAACAUCCGCCUUUACCCAUAUGAGAGUGAGGAGGACGAUGAACAGGAACAAGCAUUGAACGAAAGCAUUCGUGACUUGAUUCCCUUCGCCGUUGUUGGAUCUGAGAGAAACGUGGUUGUUGAUGGCAAGGCUGUCCGCGGCCGAAAGAACAGAUAUGGUGUCAUAAAUGUUGAGAAUGAAGAUCACUGUGAAUUUGUUCACCUCCGCAACUUCCUCACCAGAACUCACCUUCAAGAUUUGAUUGAGACCACUGCACAGAUUCACUACGAAGCUUUCCGCUCCAAGCAGCUUCUUGCUAUCAAGGAAUCUACUCAGCAGCCUACCUCUCCCGGUGCUGUCCACCCUCCCAUUACCCCCGUUAACGGUAACGCCUCGAGCUCAGCCCUUACCAGCCCCACUUCAACCUCUGUUCCCGCUUUUUAAACUGUUACCCAGAGCGUAGUGCUUGAUCAAAAUCUUUCGUCUUGAGCUCCAGUUACUAAGCUCUCUACAAUCCUCCUUAGUUCUCUGCUUAAUUUGACCAUACAGUCAGCAUUUUAUAAAUUCAACUUUCCUUUUUACACUUAUGAUAGCCCAUUUUUUAUGUCGCCCAAAGUGCGUGUCAUUCAAGUGAUGGAGAACAGUCUAGUGAGAAUAAUGAGAGGGU